Molecule: messenger RNA, 733 nt
Organism: Amphimedon queenslandica
Lineage: Eukaryota; Metazoa; Porifera; Demospongiae; Haplosclerida; Niphatidae
Exons: 3
Coding region: 1-630 (209 amino acids)
Source: RefSeq, a predicted model, not a curated record
AUGAUAGAAGUUAAACAAUUCCUAUGGAAGAUCACUUUACUUUCCUUUCUUAUCUGUUCACUGGGAGCAGCAGGAGUAUCAUUCGGUCUCAUCAAAGCUAACACUGAGAGUGGGACAAAGUGCAGGCUCUUCAUCACUGACUCUCAAGCUAGAAACAGGAGCUUGCUCAACUAUAAUGUAUCGACUUGCCAGCUGAGUCUGGCCAGCAUCAUUAUUGCUACAAUGUGUCUAGCUCUCCUAACUUUCAUAGAGCUAGUCAAAGUUGUAUCAAGAAGAACAGAACCACUGGCAUUGCCAGUUAGAAUAGGACAGAUACUAUACUUAAUAGUGGCCAUUGUCUCUUUAUUCAUUACUACAUUUGUGGUUUCAGCUGGUUGGGCAAAGACCUGUGAGACAUAUAGUAAUCUAAAAGAGGAAUCUGAUUUCACUAUUAGCUCUUUUAGUUGUACUGGAUACCAGUAUGGUGGUCAGGGUUUACCUCAUGGUGGAGAGCUCAUAACAUCUGCUACAUUUUCUGGGAUUGGUAUCCUGUUGGUAUUAAUAUCCAUGCUUACCUUUGUCCUCCAACAAUACCGAGAAAUAGUCCAUGCUAACUACCAGUAUCAGGAAAUAAAUGAAGAAUCAUUAUAAAGAGAAGAACUAGAAGUGCUAUCUUCAUUUUCAAAAUAGCUCCAUAUAUAGUUAUCUAUUUAUUCCUUUAAAUUAUUGAAUUGAAAUUAUUUAGAAACCAAAA